GGCUAUCUGAUGCUAGUAAAUACUACCACCCUCAUGUGAUUCAACAAGGUAUUUUGGAUGCUAAAAGUGCCAAUUUCUUUGUAUUACAACCAACAUCCACACUUCGACCAACAGUUUCCACCAGUUCAAUGUAUUGCACCACAGUUGCGAAGUGGCCCCUCUGUUAACUAUAUGCCACCUAAAUUGUCGUUCAGUAGAAAUUUAAACCCAUCUGAGUAUCAUCUGCCCUACGGUCCUGAAAUGGUAGAAGAUGGUGGUUUGUCAGACCAUACUACGUGUGUAGCUAUCUCUGUCUAUCACCCUUGGUCGUUUAAAAUGAUGAGCUCAAAACUAUCUGAUGUUGGCGAUGUGAACAGUACAAUAGAUCUUAAAAAAUCCUGUCCAUGCUGGAAAUUUCAUCCACAGUCUCUCAAACCUGAGUCCUGCUUCUAGUCAAGAUGAUUAUGACGAAGACGAUGAUGAUGAAGGCGACGAGGGAAUUCGACAGGUAUAUCAAGUCACUAGUAAAGAUAUAUAUAAGUGGCGACUGCAGUAAACAAAAACCUUUUACAGACUAGCAAAUACCAG
Messenger RNA from Heterobilharzia americana, 567 nucleotides. The record is from the annotation of a GenBank genome assembly. Lineage: Eukaryota; Metazoa; Platyhelminthes; Trematoda; Strigeidida; Schistosomatidae.